AUGGACGCGUUUGGCAUCGACUCCACCGCUGAGGACAGCCAGACGCUCGUCGUCCUCCGCGAGUUCCCCCACGUGAUCCCGCUGAAAGAGAGGGUCCAGAUCUUCCAGCGGCUGAUCGAAGAGGAGAAGAAGAGCCAGCAGUGGCCGACCUCCCUUGUCAAGAUCAGGAGGCAGAGGAUAGUGGAGGACGGCUUCAACAAGCUCGGAGUCCUCAGGGAGGAGCUCAAGGGGGUGGUCAAAGUCCUCUUCGUCAACGAGAGCGGGCUCGACGAGUCCGGCAUCGACAUGGGGGGCCUGUACAAGGAGUUUCUGACCCAUUUCAUCGAGCGAGCCUUCCAUCCUGACUACGGCCUCUUCAAGUACUCAGCUGAGAGGCAGCUCUUCCCUAACCCCCACAGCCACAUGAUGGUUCACUCCCACUUGGACUACUUCGCGUUCCUGGGGAGGAUGCUGGGGAAGGCCAUGUACGAUGGCAUCCAGAUGGACCUCUCGUUCUGCGGCUUCUUCCUCUCCAAGCUCCUGGGCAAGCACAACUACCUCGACGAGCUGCCGUCGCUCGACCCGGCCCUGCACAAGAAUCUCAUGUACCUCAAGAACUACGAGGGGGACGUCCGUGACCUCUCCCUCGACUUCACCGUCACCACCGACGAGAUGGGAGGAGGGGAGGUGGAAGAGCUGGUCCCAGGAGGCUCCAACAUCGAGGUUACCUCCUCCAACAAGAUCCAGUACAUCCACCUCGUGGCCGACUAUCGUCUCAACAAGCAGAUCAAGCGGCAGUGCGAAGCCUUCCUGCGAGGCUUCCAGGACGUGAUCCGCGUGGAGUGGAUCAGGUUCUUCAACCCGGUGGAGCUGCAGGUGCUGAUCAGCGGGGAAGACGACGGCGGGUUCGACGUCGAGGACCUCAAGGCUCACACGGUCUACUCUGGGGGAUAUACCUCCCUCGACAGCACUUGCCGGAGGUUCUGGAAGGUCGUGGCGCAGUUCUCGAGCAAGGAGAAGUCAGCUCUCCUCAAGUUCGUCACCUCCUGCCCGCGCCCUCCCCUCCUUGGCUUUGCCUCCCUCCAGCCUCCCUUCACCAUCCAUCGCGUUCACUCCGACAAGGGCUUCUGGGACUACAUGACGGGCAAGUCGGAGGAUCGCCUUCCGACCUCAAGCACCUGCAUGAACCUCCUGAAGCUCCCUCCUUACCCGAGCUCCUCCAACCUCCGCGACAAGCUCCUCUAUGCCAUCACGGCUAACGCCGGGUUCGAACUCUCGUGA
Molecule: messenger RNA, 1260 nt
Organism: Guillardia theta CCMP2712
Lineage: Eukaryota; Cryptophyceae; Pyrenomonadales; Geminigeraceae
Exons: 1
Coding region: 1-1260 (419 amino acids)
Biological process (GO): ubiquitin-dependent protein catabolic process; protein polyubiquitination
Molecular function (GO): ubiquitin protein ligase activity
Source: RefSeq, a predicted model, not a curated record